Messenger RNA from Umbelopsis ramanniana AG, 2707 nucleotides. RefSeq lists its product as uncharacterized. The transcript is spliced from 17 exons. Gene Ontology annotation, cellular component: nucleus. Gene Ontology annotation, biological process: DNA topological change. Lineage: Eukaryota; Fungi; Mucoromycota; Umbelopsidomycetes; Umbelopsidales; Umbelopsidaceae. The coding region runs from base 17 to 2566 and encodes 849 amino acids. The record is from RefSeq and is a predicted model, not a curated record. Gene Ontology annotation, molecular function: DNA binding; DNA topoisomerase type I (single strand cut, ATP-independent) activity.
AUCGGAAUUCAUCACCAUGUCGUCAGUCACUGUUUUAAUGGUGGCUGAAAAGCCUUCACUUGCCGAAGCCAUUUCGAAACUGCUUGCACCAGGCGGCCACUACGAGACGGUUAGAGAGGCGACGCCCGUGCACAGCUGGAAAGGAACGUUUAAGGGCCAGCCUGCCUUGUUCAAGUUCACGUCCGUAACCGGACACGUGUAUAACAUUGAUUUUACUCAAGAAUUCAACUCAUGGGAGAUAGAUCCACUUCGUCUUUUUUCAGCGCCAACGAAGAAGCUAGAAGCCAAUCCCAAAAUGCACCUCUGUCGACAUCUACAAAGCGAGAGUAAAGGCGUCGAUUACCUGGUGCUAUGGCUGGAUUGCGAUAGAGAAGGCGAGAAUAUUUGCUUCGAGGUGAUGGAGAAUUGCGUUCCGAAAAUGAAACAGCCUACCAAUCAAGGGAAGAUGAGCCAUGUCUACCGAGCAAAGUUCUCAGCUAUUACCGCCACUGAUUUGAAGAAAGCAAUGGAAAAUUUGGUCAAACCAAAUGAAAAUGAAGCGAGGGCUGUGGACGCACGUCAGGAAUUGGAUUUGAAGGUUGGAGUCGCCUUUACGCGCUUCCAAACUCGUUUCUUCCAAGGAAAAUACGGCAAUUUAGAUUCAGCAGUCAUUUCCUAUGGACCUUGUCAGACUCCCACUCUCACUUUCUGCGUACAGCGCCAUGACCUGAUCCAGCAGUUUACUCCAGAAACAUUUUGGACAUUGGCUGUCACCGUGACAAAGUUAAAUGCUCCUAUCAAGCUAACCUGGGAACGCGGUAGACUUUUUGACAAGCAUGUCACAAGCAUGCUUUUGAAUGCAUUACAGAAGGAGAGCGAGAAGGGUGCAAAAGUUAUCCAAGUCAGUAGCGAGAAGAAAUCAAAGUCAAGACCGCACGCGCUCAACACUGUCGAACUUCUUAAGCAUGGAUCAUCCUUUUUGGGCAUCAGUCCGUCAGAAUGCAUGAGCAUUGCUGAGAGACUGUAUAUACAAGGUUACAUUUCCUACCCCAGAACGGAAACCUCCUCAUACCCUACGUCAUUCGACCUAGACGAAGUUCUCGAAGAGCAGUGCAGGCAUCCAUUGUGGGGAAAUAUAUGUUCAGAUUUGCUUCGAAAUGGGUAUGACAGACCGACUGGCGGUAAAGACGUUGGUGAUCAUCCUCCAAUUACUCCGACUAGAAUGGCGGACGAAGCUGAAUUAGGCGGAAAUACAUGGAGAGUGUAUGAUUAUAUAUGCCGUACCUUCAUUGGUUCUUUGAGCCCGAAUCUCAAGUACAUUCAAACUAAGGCACUUAUGGCGAUCGGUAAAGAGAAGUUUGAAUGCUCAGGUGUUCAAGUGACAUCUUUAGGAUUUGCGUCCGUUAUGCAUUGGUUGAGCAAAGCGAAUGAAUAUCUACCCGAAUUCACAGAAGGAGAGGUGGUACCUGUACUUGACACGAAAAUUGCUGAUGGUCAAACUAGCCCUCCUGAUUAUUUAACGGAAUCUGAGCUGAUUGAACUAAUGGAAAAGAAUGGCAUUGGAACCGAUGCCUCCAUUCCUACACAUAUCAACAAUAUUUGUCAAAGAAACUAUGUACAAGUUCAAGGAACGUCUCGAAAAUUGGUCCCUACCAAUCUAGGAAUUGUUCUCAUCCAUGGCUAUCAAAAGAUCGACCCGGAGCUAUCGCUACCAACAAUGCGGUCAGAUAUCGAGCAACAGCUCAGUUUGAUUGCAUUGGGACAGGCACCUCAUGUAGAUGUUUUAAAGUAUUUUUUGGAAAUGUUUGAGCGAAAGUUUGGAUACUUUGUCAAACGAAUUGAAGGAAUGGACGAGCUGUUUGAGGCCACAUUCUCGCCUCUCGCAUCGACUGGAAAAGUAAUGUCAAAAUGUGGAAAGUGCAAGCGAUAUAUGAAGUAUAUCGCACUAAAGCCAAACCGUCUGCAUUGCAAAACUUGUGAUGAGACAUACUCUCUUCCUAUGAAUGGAAAUAUCAAGCUUUACAAAGAACUGCGAUGCCCACUAGACGACUUCGAGCUUGUUCUGUUCUCAACAGGAUCAAAAGGAAUAGGCUAUCCCAUAUGCCCUUACUGCUACAACAACCCGCCAUUUGAGAAUGUAAAGAAGCACACUGCUUGCAACCAUUGCCCUCAUCCGUCAUGUAAGCACUCCAUGGUUAAAAAUGCGGUUGGACCAUGCCCAGAGUCCGAACGAGAGAUAGACCCGUGUCCGGGUCGCCUCAUUUUGGAUGCCACCUCAGCGCCGCGAUGGAAGCUGAGCUGCAAUGAAUGCAACGUUGUUUCAAGCUUCAUUGAUACGGUCAAACAUGUAACGUUACUGGAUGACGUGUGCGAAUGCGGGUCUACUUUACUCAAAGUAGAGUUUAGAGAAAACGCCGGCAAACCCCCUGUUGAAGGAUGCGUGUCUUGCGACGAUGAAGUGGAAGCACUGCUAGAAACCCGAUUUGCCAAUAGGACAGUUAAAAGAAAGUUUGGAAGGGGACGCGGAAGAGGUCGUCGAGGUCGUGGACGCGGCAAAUUGGAUAGGCUGUAUGCCGAUAUGCGCUAAUAGACAAAUAAUAUUAAAUAUUGGAAACUAGGAGUUUUCCUCCUCACCACCAGACUCGAGCCCCCUCUUGAAUUAUUGACGAGGUUUAUUCAUUGAAAUGUAAUGUGAAAAAGAAUGAAAUGGAGUUAUGGACAAAGAGAA